Molecule: messenger RNA, 447 nt
Organism: Iphiclides podalirius (scarce swallowtail)
Lineage: Eukaryota; Metazoa; Arthropoda; Insecta; Lepidoptera; Papilionidae
Source: the annotation of a GenBank genome assembly
AUGGCUCGUGAUAUUGAUAAAAAAGCAAAUAAACAGAAAUUCCUUAUCGUUCUCGCCGCCGUCGCGCUGGCCAGCGCUGAUGUUGCUCCGUCCUACGCUAGAACCGACGAGGCGAACGCACCUAUUGUCCGCUCGGACUAUGAAAUCAAUCCCGAGGGAUCGUACCAAUACGCUUACGAAACCGCAAAUGGCAUCACUGGCGAGGCACAGGGCACUAUUAAGAACCCCAACUCCGAAGCUGCCACCCUUGAAGUCAGAGGAUCUUUCGGUUACACCGCCCCCGACGGUACCCCCGUCAGGCUCAUCUACCAAGCCGACGAGAACGGUUACCGUGCUGAGGGCGAUUCCAUCCCUGUACCCCCAGCAAUACCUGAGCUGAUCCUCCGCAGUUUGCAGUACAUCGCUGAUCACCCCCCACCAGCGGAAUACUUGAAGAAGACUCAAGCC